Messenger RNA from Prorocentrum cordatum, 603 nucleotides. The record is from the annotation of a GenBank genome assembly. NCBI's taxonomy places the organism in Eukaryota, Dinophyceae, Prorocentrales, Prorocentraceae.
CGCCUGCGAGCCCUUUGGGUUCAGGGCCGCGUCGCGGGCGCCAGGGGGAGGCGCUGCAAGGGCGAGCAGCCAUGCCGCCCAAGGGGGUCGCCAAGGUCCCCUUCGAGCACCGCGUGCUCGCGAGGCUCCUGCUGAAGCAGGAAGUGACGUUCGACACGGUGGAGGAGGAGGUGAAGCUCAAGGCCGUGCAGAAGGUCCACGGCAUCUGCCUGGACUUGUUCGCGGCCCCCGACAAGAUCGACACGGUGGCCGUGGUGACGAAGCGCAAGCUCGAGGACGAGCGCGGUCGCGCCCUGGGCGUGGCCCUCGUGCGCCUGCGGGCCCGCUUCGACGCACUCCAGGCGGCCGGCGUGAGCGACAAGAACGAGGCGGCGCUCCGAGCGUUGAAGGAGUACCAGGCGGACGAGCUCGCCAGGCGGCCGGCCGUCUGACGGGCGUUGCCCGGAAUGGCGCGUCGGCUGGUCUCGGCCCCACGUUAGCGCAGGAGGAGCAACGACAGCAGCAAAAAGAACAGGAGACCGGGUGGGGCCAAUGGGACGGCCCUCUUCCUCGUCCUCCUCCGUCCUCGUCCUCCUCCUCCCCUCCUCCUCCUCCUCCUCCUCC